Clunio marinus is the source of this 1539-nucleotide messenger RNA. The record is from the annotation of a GenBank genome assembly. Lineage: Eukaryota; Metazoa; Arthropoda; Insecta; Diptera; Chironomidae.
AUGUCGGCUACCGAUGAUCAUCCCGACUCUGACAUGUGGAUGGAGCCUGACGAGCUUCCUAAACCACAGUAUAGUGUUGUAAGGUCUGAGUCAAGAGUAGUUCGUCAAUAUUCAUCAUCACCACUAAUUCGGGAGUCAAACAAUGGGUUCAGACAAAUUCAGACCCCCAACAGUUAUGCUUCAAUCGAUCGAAGCGAUCAAACUCAACAUGGCGAAGCUUCUCAUUCAUCUUUCGAUGCACAAAAUCCAGCUCCAGCUGAACAAAAUUUCUUUCCAUUAUUUUUCCGUAAUUCACCAGCAGGUUCAUCACCAGUUCGAAAUUAUCAAACACAAAACUCAGCAGCUUCAAUUGCUGGUCGUUACAGUGCUGGUCGCGCUUCUAAUUUUGAUCAAUCGAUUCUCGGUUCAGGAGAUUUUUCUGUUGUUCGAGGUGGAACAUUCUUCCCGGAAGGUGAAAGAUCGUUUAGAUUAAAAGGCGAUAACGAUUUCUAUGCAAGCUUCUUAAAUGGACAUGGAAGACCAAACGCUCAACAACUUACUUCUUCGAAAAAGGAGGCAUACUACCCACAAGAUCCAUUUAAAAACUUUAAAGAUUUCGCUGAAAUAAAUGGGGGAAGUGACCCAGCCUUCUCUCAUUUCAUCGUUGUUUAUGCUAAUAAAAAUUCCUCCCAAUCCCAUCCAUCACAUCCAAGCCCAAAGAAUAUUUUCGAACAAUUGCAAUUGCUUGAUCUUGAGAAAGAGAAGGAAAAGGAAAACGAAAGCUCCGAUUUGACAGAUGUUGAUCAAGGAGAAAAUGAGAAAAAAUUGAUGAAAUUAAGCAAAUUUAAAUCAAAGCUUUCAAAGACGAAAGUCGUAAAGAAAUAUAAAAAGAAGCUUGGGCCAAAAUACACAACUUCAUCAGAUUACACAGAUCCGCUACUUGCCCUAAGCUAAGCUUAGCGAUUACUCAAGUGCUAUAUGAAGAUUUUUUCAAAAGUAUCUUCGUAUGAUUAUAAAAGGAUACAAAUAUUAAGAUUUUUUUAAGAAAUUUGUUACCCAUUAAGCGUAAUGUGACAGAAAAUUUAAAUAUUGGAUACACUACGUUAUUUACGUAAUUUUUACGUAACGUAAACCGACGUAAGUAAGCUUUCAACUCUGAUUCAAAAAUUUUUUUCUCUCCUAAUCUUUUCUUUAAAUAGUGUACAAAAAAAGACAUCUUGACAGAGUUUAGAAUCGUAUUGGAAAUCGAUCUAUCAUUCUAAACUCUCGUUCUUGCAACAACAGAAAAAUUGAAUAAUUUGUGAACAAAAUAAAAGGAAUUGAAUUUUACAAUAGCAAUAUUUAAUUAAGAAAACUCUACAGAUAUUGUUUGAUUUGAUUUUUUUGUAUAUUUUUCAUUUAAAAUAAGACCUUAGAAUGUAAGCAAGCUCGCCAUUCCGACGAGCUUUAUGUGUCCGCAUUAAACAUAAGAUUUUUAUUAAAAACAAAAAAAUAAAGAAGUUAAAAGUUAUUGAAGUCAUCUCGUAAAUUAUUCUGAAAUAAAAACAAUGAUUUACAAGC